GGCUCUGGGUGUCCAGCGGGUUCGCAGCGUUCGGUGGUUUGGGGCAGAGGCCACAGGUGGGGCUUGGGGUGUCCGGCGGGCUCGGGGACGCCGCUGAGUCGGCACCGCAAGCCGGACCAGGGCCUGGCACAGGGUCCCUGCCCCUUCAAGAUGGAGGACCGGAGGAAGAAGCGGAGCCCUAAGACCUGCCUGGCUCAGCCAGCACCCACCGGGGCCCCGCGGCCGCUGCCCCCCAGCAAGAGCACUUCCUUCGCGCUGCCGCUGCCCACCGUGCCCUCGCCCCGGCAGCGCGCCCGGCUCAGGCGGACCAGCAAGGAGCGGGUGCGGGCGGCUGGCACCGGGGCGGCGCGGGGGGCCCCCCUGCAGCACAGCUUCCUCACCGACGUGUCCGACGUCUGCGAGAUGGAGGGCGGGCUGCUCAGCCUCCUCAGCGACUUCCACUCGGGAAAGCUGCAGGCCUUCGGGAAGGAGUGCUCCUUCGAGCAGCUGGAGCACGUCCGGGAGAUGCAGGAGAAGCUGGCACGGCUCCACUUCGGCCUCGAUGUCUGCGUGGAGGAGCUCCCCGAGGAGCAGAAGAAAGUGGCGGCUGACAGGAACCUGGACCAGCUGCUGGCACAUCUGGAGGAGCUCAGCAGCUCCAUACAGAAGCUGCACCUCGCCGAGAGCCCGGACCCCGAGGACGCGGCCGCCUGACCCCACGCCCAGCCCUGGCCGGGGGGGGGGUGGCGGCCACCACCAGGACACGCCACGGGAGCCCCACACCGGGGCUGCCCCCCCGCGGAAGGGCCGCUGGACGCGACACACGUCACGGAACACAGGGACAGAGCGGGGCCG
Molecule: messenger RNA, 834 nt
Organism: Dryobates pubescens (Downy woodpecker)
Lineage: Eukaryota; Metazoa; Chordata; Aves; Piciformes; Picidae
Gene: CCDC28B
Product: coiled-coil domain containing 28B
Exons: 6
Coding region: 151-693 (180 amino acids)
Source: RefSeq, a predicted model, not a curated record